Messenger RNA from Plodia interpunctella (Indianmeal moth), 1478 nucleotides. RefSeq lists its product as uncharacterized. The record is from RefSeq and is a predicted model, not a curated record. The transcript is spliced from 4 exons. Gene Ontology annotation, biological process: regulation of transcription by RNA polymerase II. Gene Ontology annotation, cellular component: nucleus; transcription regulator complex. Gene Ontology annotation, molecular function: DNA binding. Lineage: Eukaryota; Metazoa; Arthropoda; Insecta; Lepidoptera; Pyralidae. Bases 391 to 1281 code for a protein of 296 amino acids.
GCAAUCGAAAUUGAACUUUAUUGUGUUAAAAAUAAGACUAUAUAUGGUUACUGCGUGCAAAUUAAAAAUGAGAUUCGUAGCAGAGCUACGAAUUAUUUCGAUAGCUGAUUGACGUCACAUAUUUUAUCCGCGCAGAUAAUAAAUAUUGAUCAAAGGCUUCUAUGAGACUUAUUCACAGGGUAACACUCCUUCUGGAUGAUUUAAAAUAAUACUGUACUGAAUUAUAUCCAGAUGUUCUGAAUUUAACUUUGUCUAUGUAGUAAUUUCUGUGUUACUUAAGUAAGUAAUACCUUCGCUUGAAAAGGUACGUGUUGUUCUCGAAUCAUAAAUUCAUACAAAACAUAAACAAACAUUGGACUGAUUGAGUGGCGAAGCGGCAACAGGGCAUGGAUGUGGCGUGUGGCGCAACGCGGCUACUUAGUGCCGUCUCGCUCACUCCCAAUGAUAUCGACGUGGAAACACGCGUGGUUGCGUAGCGUGGUCCCUGUCACACAUAAUCGACUGCAAGGAUACGCAACGCUGUGGCGCAUCAGUGUGCGACGAGUUCUUUGGACGGAAGGUCACAGAGUAUUAUCGCGCUUUCAAUUUCAAAAUUAUCACAAAAUCACUAUGAAGGACGACAGAAGAGUAAUAAUGGAGUUUUGUAAGAUCGUCCAGAGGUUUCCAGAACUUUACGAUCAUAGCUCUGACACUUACAGGAGAUGGUGUGCCGAGAACGCAUGGGAAAAGGUAGCCGAUUGCGUUAGGAAUGAGCUUCAUGAAGAGUGCACAGUUGAAGAAUUGAAAAUGAAAUGGAAGGGAAUACGGUCUUCUUAUAACAGAUAUAAAAAUAGAGUAUUCAAAAGUAAAUUCGGCUCUAAGCCGUUUAAGGACUAUUAUUUACAUAAAACCUUGCAAUUUUUAGACCCAUUCAUUAAACCGAAAGGCGUAAUUUCCAAUGCGUCAGAAGCACAAAUAGUUUUUGAAGAUUGCUACGAUCAAUCUAUGCUAGAUGAGAAUGACAGUUCAACUUGGGCUGAAGUAGAUGUUGACAUCAAACCAGUUGUACUACAAAAUAAUACUGAAAAAGAUGAAGCUACAACAUCAAACGACACAAAUAAUACAAAAACCAAAAAAAGGAAACGAGAUGAUGAUGAUACAGAUGAAGAAAAUGAAGACAUGCAGUUUUUCAGAAGCAUAUUACCUGAUAUUAAAGAUUUUACGUCCAAAGAGAAACGAAAAUUGAAAAUGAGUAUUCUGAAAGCCAUAGACGAAAUUGAGAAUGAGAGGAAAAAUUCCUAAGUAAAUUAUAAUUUAGGUUAUACUAUAUUGGAAUGGAAGAUUAGCAUUUAAACGUAGUAACGUAAUUCAUUAUGCUGUUGUGAUACGACUACUACAAGUGUAGUAAUAAUAUCAGAAGGAAUAAGAUUAGUAAGUACCUGAUGGACAAAUUGUACUUCUAAUGGGAAUAAAGAAUCUCGCAUGAGAGUUUAAGUUGA